AUGCGCUCGAAUAUUCUAACAAACCCCCCAAAGCGCACACAGCAAGUCCCCCAACAUGUCACGGCGCUGCUCUCACACCUCACCUCGCGCCCGGGUGUGCAAUCCACCAUGAUUCUCUCCCGCAAAGAUGGAUCAAUCAUCCAAAGCACAGGACAGCUCGCACAAACGACUGAAGCAAAUGGAGCCUCUCGCACCGCACACAUCUCCCCACCCACAACUGAUCCGACCGCCGCCCAACCAACAGACCCAUCCCCUACCCUACCCACCGUGUCACAGCCUUACCAACCCUCGCAAGCCGAGACAGUUGCUGCUCACAUCUUCGCCUUUGUCUCCAGUGCCGAAGCACUCGGUGUCUCGCUAUCGCGACCAGCUAUCACCGUGCAGCGACCCAAUGACGCGCAUUGGGAUGUCAACUACGACUACGGACAUGAGGGCACGGCACGUGAGGAAGACCGAGAUGACGGUGGUCUUGAUCGGGAUGAGGAUGGGGAGGUGAAGCUGCUGAGAAUGCGCACGAAGAAACAUGAAAUUGUGGUCGUACCCGAUCGGAAGUACUUGCUGUGUGUCGUACAUGAUGCCUCGCCCGGUGUAGGGCCUGCGGUGGGCUCGCGCUCCCGCUAG
This is a messenger RNA of Penicillium vulpinum, 621 nucleotides long. RefSeq lists its product as uncharacterized. Gene Ontology annotation, biological process: microtubule-based movement. Bases 1 to 621 code for a protein of 206 amino acids. Gene Ontology annotation, cellular component: cytoplasm; cytoplasmic dynein complex. Lineage: Eukaryota; Fungi; Ascomycota; Eurotiomycetes; Eurotiales; Aspergillaceae. The record is from RefSeq and is a predicted model, not a curated record. The transcript has a single exon. Gene Ontology annotation, molecular function: dynein intermediate chain binding.